AAGAUUAGAUUAUGGAAGGACUGUUUGGGUUCAUAUGGGUGUGACUAUGGACUCUGACCUUAUUGUGUUCUUAAAGUAGCCUCUGCGUGCUGGAGACUAAGUGAUUAUGUGCUUUCGCUUCUUGGUCGACUCUUUUUUUUUUUUUUUAAACCUUUUGUUUUGUGGACGGAAACUCGAACGUCUACGCCCAUGAUUUUUGACUUGUUUAUGCCAAUAUUUCUUGGUCGAGGCAACUCUACUUGAAUAAGAAAACAAGGACGGAGCUGAAAAACAUGAAAGAUGUCCGUGGCGGGACUAAAGAAACAGUUUCACAAGGCAAGCCAGUUGCUCAAGGAAAAGUUCAGUGGUGUUGAAGGAACAAAGCUGGAUGAGGAUUUCAUCAGAAUGGAAAAGAAAACUGAAAUCACCAACAAGCUGAUUGUGGACCUUGUUAUGAAAACAACAGAGUAUCUUCAGCCAAACCCAGCCUAUAGAGCAAAAUUCAGCAUGCUGAAUAAAGUUUCCCGGAUCCGUGGAAAUACAAGGCCAGUUAGAUACCCACAAACAGAAGGAAUUCUGGGGGACUGUAUGUUAAUCUACGGUGCUGAGCUUGGGGUGGAGACUGCAUUUGGUAGUGCAUUGGUGGACAUGGGACAGUCCUUGAAACAGAUGGCUGAAGUAAGAGACUGCAUGGACACGCGAGUGAAACACUGCUUCAUCAAUCCACUUCAGAUGCUUCAUGAGAGAGAGCUUAAAGAAAUUUCAUACCAUCUGAAAAAACUUGAGGGUCGCCGUUUAGAUUUCGACUAUAAGAAAAGUUCCAAAAGGAGGUUUGCAGAGACGGAGCUUAGACAAGCUUUAGACAAGUUUGAGGAAUCCAAAGAGCUGGCAAAAAGAAGCAUGUCCAACCUCUUAGAAAAUGAUGUGGAUCAAGUACAUCAGCUGUUAGGCCUCAUUGAAGCAUCGAUGGACUAUCAUCAGCAAUCCCGUGACAUUCUGGAAAACCUCAGAAGCAGACUCCAGAACAAGAUAACUGAAACCAGCAACAGACCAAGCAACAGACCAAAGAGGAAGUUCAAAUCAAAAUCUCAAGCCAGUACAAUGUACUGCACAGACACCUUUGGGUUUUCCGCAAGCUCAUCUAAUGACACUGAGAUAACUCAAGAGCUGACUGAAAAAGGAAACUGCAGUUAUCCACUGGACCAGCCUUGCUGUCGGGCACUUUUCGACUUUAAGCCAGAAAGUCAACGUGAAUUAGCCUUCAAGAAGGGCGAAAUCAUUAUUCUCACUAACCAGGUUGAUGAGAACUGGUAUGAAGGGCUAAUCAAUGGGGAGUCUGGUUUUUUUCCUGUCAAUUACGUUGAGGUCCUCAUACCACUACCGCAGUGACAUCACAUCCCCAGUUCAUUGAGCCAUUACAGAAACUGUUGUAUUUUUGGUGCUUGGUCAAAGCUAUGCAUUUUAUUGAUCAACACCUCAAUCUGAAGAAUGUUCUUCACAGUCCAAAGCUAUCUUUAUUACACUAUGCAAGUACAUCAAUAUAGUGUCGUGAGCUUUUCUUUAUAUUGUACUGUUUAUAAUAGAGUCCAAUGAUGCAAUGUCCAGUAUAUGUAAUAUAAAUACAAUUUAUACAAUAUAUGAAAUUAUGCUAUAGCAAUAUUGCUAUAGCCUUUUGUGGAAGAGAUGCUGCUUUUUUUGUUAUAGCCAUAUGACAGCUGUAGUAUAAGGUUAAUAAUGUAAGCAUUUGCGAUUGUUUUAGAUAAUUAUACUUGGUAAAUUAAAUAAAUGGAACUGAAUGAAAGUUGGCAAAUAAAGGUUGUAACACGCCACAUGAUUACUGUGUGAAUGUGAAUAUUCCUGUCUGCCUUAGUGACUUUGUUGCUAUAUUUGUCACUUUUUAGACUUUCUUUAAGUGCCUAGUGACAAAUCUAGCUAUUUUUAAGCAGAUAUAAGUGGCUGCACUGCACUCAGUAUGAGUCUCCAUCUCAUGUCACGGCUGCUGAUUUAGCAAGAUGAAAGAGGGUUUGAUUGACCCAAAGCCUUUGUAACCACCAAGCAAUCACUGAUUACCCUUAUUGUCACCAGUACUGACACCCUUACUUUGUUAUUAAUUGUUUCUUUGCUAUAUUUGCAAGUAAUAAAAGAAAGUUAUUCUAUCUGUAA
Molecule: messenger RNA, 2142 nt
Organism: Tachysurus vachellii
Lineage: Eukaryota; Metazoa; Chordata; Actinopteri; Siluriformes; Bagridae
Gene: sh3gl3b
Product: SH3-domain GRB2-like 3b
Exons: 10
Coding region: 280-1368 (362 amino acids)
Biological process (GO): synaptic vesicle uncoating
Cellular component (GO): glutamatergic synapse; cytoplasm; presynapse
Molecular function (GO): protein binding
Source: RefSeq, a predicted model, not a curated record